Anopheles maculipalpis is the source of this 938-nucleotide messenger RNA. It is a transcript of the gene colt, whose product is annotated as congested-like trachea protein. Gene Ontology annotation, cellular component: mitochondrial envelope. The transcript has a single exon. Gene Ontology annotation, molecular function: O-acyl-L-carnitine transmembrane transporter activity. NCBI's taxonomy places the organism in Eukaryota, Metazoa, Arthropoda, Insecta, Diptera, Culicidae. The coding region runs from base 24 to 929 and encodes 301 amino acids. The record is from RefSeq and is a predicted model, not a curated record. Gene Ontology annotation, biological process: carnitine transmembrane transport; mitochondrial transport.
GAAAGGAUCACUGUCGUGCCACGAUGUCAGAGAACAAGAGUCCGAUCAAGUAUUUUCUGUCCGGCGGGUUCGGUGGCAUUUGUACCGUGCUGGCCGGCCAUCCGCUCGACACGAUCAAGGUGCGGUUGCAAACAAUGCCCAUACCGGCCGCCGGAGAAAAACCCCUGUACGCCGGAACUCUAGACUGUGCGAAGAAAACGAUCGCACGGGAAGGUUUCCGGGGGUUGUACAAAGGUAUGUCCGCACCGAUAACGGGUGUGGCACCGAUCUUUGCAGUGAGUUUCUUCGGGUUCGGACUGGGUAAACGGUUGCAGCAAAAAACACCCGACGAGGAGCUAAACUACACCCAGCUCUUUGCGGCCGGUGCAUUUUCGGGCAUCUUUACCACCACCGUAAUGGCGCCGGGUGAACGGAUUAAGUGUUUGUUGCAGAUCCAGCAGGGUGGCAAUUCACCCCAGAAGUACAACGGGAUGGUGGACUGCGCGAAGCAGCUGUAUGCCGAGGGUGGCAUGCGUAGCAUCUACAAGGGUGCGUUCGCAACGCUACUGCGUGACGUGCCCGCUUCCGGCAUGUAUUUCCUCACGUACGAAUACAUUCAGCGAGCACUUGCACCGAAGGCAGGUGAAAAGAAGGACACAUCGAUCGGGCUGCUCGGAACGAUCUUUGCCGGUGGUAUGGCCGGUAUCGCUAACUGGGCAAUUGGGAUGCCGGCAGAUGUGUUGAAAUCGAGACUGCAGACCGCACCCGAAGGAACGUACCCGAACGGGAUAAGAGACGUGUUUCGGGAGCUGAUGCGGCGCGAAGGCCCGUUGGCCCUGUACAAGGGCGUCACGCCGGUAAUGUUACGUGCAUUCCCGGCCAAUGCGGCCUGCUUUAUUGGGGUGGAAAUUUUCAUGAAAUUUCUCAACGUGGUCGCUCCGGGACUGUAGAAGUGCAAU